AUGGCGCCCAACAAGAGCCUCAUCUUCAAGAAGAUCCCCACCGGCGUCCCCGUCCCCGGCGAGCACCUGGCCGUCGAGACGCGCGACAUCGACCUCGAGACACCCCCCCCGGGCGGCCUCAUCGUCGAGGUGCUCUACGCCUCCUUCGACCCGUACCUGCGCGGGCGCAUGCGCGACCCGAGCGUCAAGUCGUACGUCCCGGCCUUUGAGGCCGGCCAGCCCUUUGCCAACGCCACCGUCUCGCGCGUCCUCAAGAGCGGCAGCCCAGACUUCGGCGAGGGCGACUUGGUGGUUGCGUCGACGGCCAUUGCAGAGUAUGCCCGCAUCGAAAAGGCCGUGGCCCCGGCCGUCAACAAGAUCAGGAACCCGCAUGGCCUCGAUCUCGGCCUCUUCCUCGGUCCCCUUGGCAUGCCCGGCUUGACCGCCUGGUCGGGCCUGCACAAGAUCGGCAAGCCGCAGAAGGGACAGACCGUCUUCGUCAGCUCGGCGGCCGGCGCCGUCGGCCAGGUUGUCGGCCAGGUCGCCAAGCGGGAGGGCCUGACCGUCAUCGGAUCCGUCGGGGACGACGACAAGCUCGACUUCAUCACCAAGGACCUGGGCUUCGACGCCGGCUUCAACUACAAGAAGGAGAAGCCGCUCGACGCCCUGCGCAGACUGGCCCCCAAGGGCAUCGACAUUUACUUUGAGAAUGUCGGCGGAGACCAGCUCGAGGCUGCCCUCGAGGCCAUGAACGACGGCGGCCGAAUUGCGGCCUGCGGCAUGAUCAGCGACUACAACACCCCCCAGUCGCAGAGAAAGGGCAUCCAGAAUCUGAUGCACAUCGUCGCCAAGCAAAUCACAAUGCAGGGCUUCCUCGUCACCAACCCCGACUUCGGCCCGGCCUAUGCCAAGGAGCACCAGGAGAAGCUGCAGGAGUGGCUGGGCGACGGAAGCAUCAAGGCGAAGCUGCACGUCACAGACGGCAUCGACAAGAGCGCCGAGGCCUUUGUCGGCAUGCUGCGGGGCGAGAACUUUGGCAAGGCCGUGCUCAGGAUAAAGGGCGAGUCGGCGGGGAGCAAGAUUUGA
This is a messenger RNA of Hirsutella rhossiliensis, 1065 nucleotides long. Its product is annotated as zinc-binding dehydrogenase domain-containing protein. The transcript has 2 exons. Lineage: Eukaryota; Fungi; Ascomycota; Sordariomycetes; Hypocreales; Ophiocordycipitaceae. Bases 1 to 1065 code for a protein of 354 amino acids. The record is from RefSeq and is a predicted model, not a curated record. Gene Ontology annotation, molecular function: oxidoreductase activity, acting on the CH-CH group of donors, NAD or NADP as acceptor.